Bathycoccus prasinos is the source of this 297-nucleotide messenger RNA. RefSeq lists its product with no specific name. The record is from RefSeq and is a predicted model, not a curated record. Lineage: Eukaryota; Viridiplantae; Chlorophyta; Mamiellophyceae; Mamiellales; Bathycoccaceae. Bases 1 to 297 code for a protein of 98 amino acids. The transcript is spliced from 2 exons.
AUGUUCGCAGUGUGCUACCUUUCGACUAUACUCUGCAGUGUUUGGAUGCUGUCAGGUAUCCCCUGUCAUGCGUGCUAUGCGCCAGACGUGAUCAAUACCGCAGUUGCAAAGUAUGGCGUAACGGAAGAGGUCGAGUGUUGCCCUGUGUAUUAUUGUUGUGGCCCAUGCUCGACCUGCCGUGCUCACAGAGAGGUUGAUGCACGGAUUAAAUUGGGAGUCACUCCAGUUGGGUCACAAAUCACUAUCGCUCAACCAGUGGUUAUGACAGCGCCAACCCCGGUCUUUGCAAAUAAAUAA